Lodderomyces jiufengensis is the source of this 330-nucleotide messenger RNA. RefSeq lists its product as uncharacterized. Lineage: Eukaryota; Fungi; Ascomycota; Pichiomycetes; Serinales; Debaryomycetaceae. Bases 1 to 330 code for a protein of 109 amino acids. The record is from RefSeq and is a predicted model, not a curated record. The transcript has a single exon.
AUGUCAUCAUCAUCACCAUCAAAUACUACUUCGGUAUCUUCAACUGCAAUGAAUUCACCAAUCUUUUCAGGUUUAUAUACACCAUUAACUCAAUCAAAUUCUAUAAAUAAUCAACACGAUUUAAAUAACAAUAAUAUUUAUCAUGAAAAAAUAAAAAUGAUUGACGAAUCACAUUUUGAAAAUCAUAAUACUAAUAGUAAACAACAAUUGAUGAAUUCUUUUAGUAAUGAUUGCCCUUGUGGUCAUUUACAUGGUGCCGGUCAAGGUCAUCAUGAUGAUUUAGGAGCUAUUGGACUUGCUGAUUUUCCUUUAUUAAGAGGCCCUGAUUAA